Molecule: messenger RNA, 3494 nt
Organism: Larimichthys crocea (large yellow croaker)
Lineage: Eukaryota; Metazoa; Chordata; Actinopteri; Sciaenidae
Gene: stard7
Product: StAR related lipid transfer domain containing 7
Exons: 8
Coding region: 538-1758 (406 amino acids)
Molecular function (GO): lipid binding
Source: RefSeq, a predicted model, not a curated record
GCUAGGACCAAUCACAAACUGUCAUGGGAUAAGAAGCGACCAAUGAGCGCACGCUGUGCGGUCUUGUAAGGCGGGCUUUCGGAGUGGGCGUGCGAUAGCUAGUAGUAGCAGCAAGACGAGGUCAAAUGUGCUGCAGGAGUUUGAAACCGCGAGGCUGUCUUCAGCACAGGUACACGGGUAGCUCAUUGUGUCACAGCUACAGUGGAAUAUAUGGUUCACAGUGACGGUAUCAGAGGUUAAAUUAAUAAAUAAGUGCGGCGCUGUCGAGUGGUUGUUGACCGUGUCACCACAGUUAACGGAGGUAGCGUUAGCUAACGUUUGUGCUAACGGUGCUAAUGUCGCGUGCUCGAUAACUAACGUGACAACCGGAGUAAAAUUAUGACUUUUGCCUGCCAGAAGUCAUAAUUAUUACAUGUUUUAAAGGUGAUGCAUUGCGCAUAGCACUGCAGACCAUUAGAUUUGGCUGCGAAAUCCGUUAGCUAGCUACUUGAACUUCAGCUUGUGUCUUUGGGGGAAGUGGUCACGGUCAGAGCUGUCAUGUUUCACUCCGUGCCCCGCCGUCCGAUCUGUGAGAUCGGUGUCACUACGAUAAGGCUUCAGAGCAGCAGGUCAGUCAGGCGGACUGUCGAGGAGGGCAGAGGGAAGCACCCGUGGCUGGGCAGGAGCGUGGGCCUGCUGUUGUCCUGGCUCCAGAGGGCAAGUGUCGGUGCCAGCGAGGCCGCUGCCAGAUCUGGCCAAAAGAGGAAAGGAUUGCUCUCCAUAUUUGCGGACCACUGCGGCUUUGUGACCGGACAGAGGCUCCGGCGUGCGUGUCAGAUCGGUGAGCUUUACUCCAACCUGUACUCCGAGCGGGCAAGGUGGACCCUGGUGGGAAACAUAUGGCGCAGAUUUCAGAGCAAGCACGCCCCGACUGGGAAACUUGUAGCUGCCCUGGCUGGUGUCUUCAUGUGGGAUAAUGAGAAGAUUCAAGAUGAGGAAAUUCGCAGGUGUGCACUUGAACUGCAGGCGUUGGAUGCCGUAAAAUGUCUAAACACAGGUUCAGGGACAGUGGCUGGACAGCUGGACCAAGGCUGGGAAGUUGUGAUGGAGAAGAAAGACUUCAAAGUGUGGAAACGUCCUAUACCCAACAGUCACCUUUACGAAUACAGAGUGCUGGGCUCCUAUAAUGAUGUCACCCCAAGACAGUUCUUCAAUGUACAGUUGGAUACAGAGUACAGGAAGAAAUGGGAUUCUCUGGUUAUCAAGCUUGAAGUGGUGGACAGAGAUACCAGUACAGGCUCUGAAGUUGUGCACUGGGCUACACAUUUUCCUUAUCCCAUGUACUCGAGGGACUAUGUGUAUGUGCGCCGCUAUGAUGUUGACAUAGACAACAACCUGAUGGUCCUGGUAUCCAGAGCUGUGGAGCAUCCCAGAGUCCCAGAGACUCAGGACUUUGUGAGAGUUCAUUCAUACCAGUCAAAGAUGGUCAUCCGCCCUCACAAGUCCUUUGAUGAGAAUGGAUUUGAUUACCUGCUGACCUACAGUGACAACCCUCAGACUGUCUUUCCCCGUUACUGUGUGAGCUGGAUGGUGUCGAGCGGUAUGCCUGAUUUUCUGGAGAAGCUGCAUACUGCUGCCUUAAGGGCUAAGAACUUGGAAGUGGGGAUCCACGACUACGCAGGCGUCAUUAAAUCCAGUGACACCAACCGCCAGCCGAGCCAGGAGCGCCUUAGUGGAGAAAACACACACACAGGCGGCCCUGGACAGAUCUACGCUUGAGAUGGAUAUCUUAUAGACCAGGGGUUAUGUUGGCACGAACCCCAACCAAACCCUCCAGCCAAUGUUUUUGGUACAUUGUGUGAACUGCAAAUGGAAGUUGCAACCUUCUUUAAAGACAAGCAUACAGUAUGUUCAUCCAUAUACACGGUUAUAAUGGUUGUAGUUGAGAUCUAACAAGAACACUUGUACUGUAAUACUGUACUGUUGUCAGCAUUACAGUACUGUCCUUUUGGAGGAAAUGUUGCCAUGGAAAUGUUCACCCAGACUGCUGGCAUUGGCUCUCCUUUUGCUUAGCCAGGUAUGCCACAUGACAUUUUUUGCCAACGCUGGUAAUGAUGUAUGUCUUAGAACCAUUGGUACGAUCAAAGAGCCAAAAUUCCUAAUUGUAGAGACGCUUUUGCCAAAGCACUGUUUCUCCCAUUUUUAACGUUCAUGUCUCAUUUUUCAUUGUUCAACAAGGCUGUUCAGACCAUCGGCAGCCACGUCGUUGUAUUAGUGUUUGUGGAGUGAUUUCAGUGAGAGCUUGUCGAAAUGCUUGUACAGUAUUUGACAUGGAGUGAUAGCUAUGACUGACUUCUGGUCAACAUUAUCACUAGCACUAACAGAUGGAGAAUUGAGGCCUCUAAGGGGAACACUUCCUAAUAUGUUUCUUCAUUUCAUGUAUUUAAAGCCACUCUUCCUGUUUGUUUGCAGCAUGAGUGAUCUCAAAACAAGAUUAUGAUGAUGAUGGAUUAAAAAUCGAACUAAAUGUUGCCAUUGUGGGGACAUUUUUCCACAGAAUUGAACAUGAAGCCUCUAGGGCUUCUCUUUGUGUUUUACGGGGAGUGCAGUGUUUUAGUGUCAGCACAGUCACGUUGUCCAUCUCGCCCUGUUGUGUUCCAAACUGCCAGCGUUGACAAAACAGCCUUCUGAAGACAAACCAGUCCUUCAGCAUUUGGGGCAUAGUGUCUUAUAACAACCACGCAAAUCCUCAGAUACAGUAAGCUUAGGCCUAGGUUUACCAGCAAGGCAACCCUGCAGAGACACAUUCAAUCAAUGCCCUUUUUAGAUGAACAUAGAGUACUUAUGCACAUUAACAUUUCAUAUGAGUUAUAAAUUAUGUUGUCCCAUUUCAGAUCAGAAAUUACUUUGUUCUCAGUUGUAGCAGACAUCACUCAAGUUUGCAGUAUGUUGUGGCCGUUUGUCUUUUAUCCAUGUUACUGUAGAUCUUGGUACAUUUAUAAACCAUCGCCCGAGUACUGUAAAUCCCUCUUCUGAGUACAAAAUGAUCUGUAACACGUUUUGCCUGCAUUGUGAUUAUCUUUUUUUUCAUUGUUCAGUUUUUGCUAUGUCAGUCCUACUGAAAAGAAUUCAUCCAUGUUGCUUUUUGUUUAAGUUUUUGCAGGGGGUGUUAUGAAUGUACAAAGACCACCACUUGUUGUGGAAUAAAAAAAACAUCGCAUAAUAAAGUGCACUGUUUACAGCCUGACAAUCUGGCACAGAUAUCUUGAAAUCCAUUUGUUUAAAAGCAUCUCAUCUUGUACCAAUAUUUAAUGUCAGAAUGAAUCGGCUGCAGUAACUGUCUAGAGAUAAAGCAGUGCAGUGGGAUCCACUUUUGUGAAGGUUCUCCAACGUGUAUCAAGUAUUAAUAUUGCCCUAUCAGAAAAAUGUGUAUAAUUGCAUUCUGUAGUGAAGUGUUUUUACUAUUUAAUUAAAAAAAAAGUGUGAGGGAGGAAAUAAAAUGUUUUUGAUAUUUA